GGCACCGGGCUAGACGGCGGCAGGCGCGGCAGGUGCGGCGGGCGGCCACCGGAUCUGGUCGACGGCGGGGGCGCGGUGGCCCUCCUCCCUCGUCGUGCUGGAUCCCCCUCCCUCCUCCCUGCUCCCUCCCUCGGCGGCCAUGGCGGCCGCGGCGCGGGGCGGAGGCGCGGUUCGUGGUGUAGCGGAGGCGCGGGAUGGCCCUUCUCCCUCCUCUUCCCUCGAUUUGGGGCGGCGGACGGCCCUGCUCCCUCCUCCCUCGAUUUGGGGCGGCGGCGGCCGGAGCCCCUCUCUGGCUCUCUCUCCCCGGCGGGCGACCUCGGCGUGCGACGAGCUCGGCGGCCUCGACGGUCUCGGCGGGCGGCGAGCUCGGCUCGGCUCCGGUGCCCCGCACCUCCAUCCUCCCUCCCCCUCCCGCGGCGGCGGAUCUCGAGCUCGCGCGCUCCUCUCUCUGCUCUCCGAUACGGCAACAGAUACGUAUCCAAACCUGAGUUUCAAGGCCCAUUGCGGCCCAGUACGCCGAUACGCGAUGGAUACGUAUCCCCGGAGUAUCCCUGGCGUAUCCGUAUCCGAUACGUAUCGGAUACGGGAUACGUGGUCUCCUGGACGUAUCGGGGGUAAUGGAGUGUAACUAUAUAUAUAAUCCCAGCGGAUGAUUUGAAUGCCUGCUCAGGCACGUUCGUGAAAAUUUGAAUGCCUGCUAUGCAGUACUCUUGUGGUUGCUUGAAGCAGGAUUUCCUGCAGGCUGCUGUAGCAUGUAAGCUGUGUUUCUCCCGCCAAAUCUGUGGUUCAUGGGAUGUUAGGAUCGUGGGUACGGUGCUUUAUACCAUAUGAGAUCAUCCGUAGGUGGCAUAUUGCAUUAUGCCAUGUGCGGCCGAUAUAUAUAGCAUUUAAGUUUAAAAAGAUGGCACCUUGAUGCACUUCCAGUUCUAGAGUUUCGUUUCAUUUCACUUCAUUCCAUUCCAUUUGGAUGGUUUGAACGAGUUAAUAGAAGCCUAGAGGGUAGCACAUGUUUAUGCUUUUGUGUUGUUAUUCAUGUCACUUGUUACCUUCAAAAAUUGGUAACUGGAUGGAUCACUUAUUUUAUGAGCGCCUUGUCAAGCAAAGCUUGGCCUUUUAUAAAACAUUUUUAGAGGAGGCUAAAAAACUUAUUUUUAUAUUGUUAUUUUCCAUAUAUAGUAUUCACGUCAACCUUGUUUUUUUUUCUAACACAUUGGUUUAGAGGAUAUUCGCUAUUGUUAGUUCCAUCUUCCUCCAAACUUUUGUUCAUGUGCCCUCUUCGUAUCUUUUCUUCGUUGAGGCACUAUGGGUGCUUUGGCAUUAUUCCAUUCUUGCAAUUAGUGUUGACAUAAACUGUAAUCUUGCCAUGGGACGAGUGAGGAGAUGGGGCAUGAUGUGCUGGCCCAAGGACGAAGUCGGCGGCCCAAGCAUGGCAUGAUGGCGGCCUGUCCCGCUUAGCCCCACGGCCCGUUCUUGACCGGAAGCAUAGACACAUUGUUCACAUUUCACAUAUCAUAAUUCAUCAAUGCAUAUUGCAUUGGAAAGAAUAAAAUUCCAUCGAACAGGCGAAUCUAUUCAUCUUUCAAGAUAGAAACAUAUGCAUCCAAGAUAGAAAUUAGAGAUGGAAAGGACAAGAGUUUGCCGUUCAUCUUCAUGAAAGCCGUCUGUAGGUGGGUCCACCUUGCCACCAUAGCCAAGCAAGAGGUUGGAUCCCGCAGGAGGACGCUCCACGUCGUAGGAGCGCGAUAGGGCGCACUUUGCCGCCGUCAAUGAAUAGGAUCUCAAGGCGGGAUCCGACCCGAAUGUGGCAAGGACUGGGGCCUAAUUUCACAUUUGGGGAAAUGUGGUGCUGCCUGAAACAAAAAUGAGGUGGGGUGGGAAAGAGGGUGUUGUGUUUGGAGGGGGGGGGGGGUGAAAUUAGGGAGAGCCAGGUGGUAGAGUUUGAGGGCUUAUUUAUGAGGGUUAUUUAAUUUAUUGCCAUCUUUCCGAAUGGCACUCCUUCAAUUGCCAUCCUUAAAAUGGCUUAUAUGUAUUUGCCAUCAGAAUUGCCAUUUUUGCUAACGUGGUGCUCCAUGUCGUCGUGCCAGCGUGCACUAAGGAUAGGAAAUGACCUCUAUACCCCGUUCUUCUUCCUCCCUCCUUCCUGCUAAAAAAUGGAGGAGCCGUAGAAGAGGAUGUCAGCACUGCUAUCAGAGUCAUCCAUCCUUGCCGCGCCCGGGUCGUCACGGAAUAGGGUUGGGGAGGUCGGUGCCAUGGCGGCGCUCGUGAAGCUGCUCAACGAGGGGCAGGGGCGGACCUAGGAUUCACCAAAGACUAGGGCCAUUACAUUAGACAUCAGCUAUUUGUGCUUGGCUAUAGAAAAAAAGUAGUAUUCUAUCCACUGUAAUUAAGGGCUAUGACUACGACCAUAGCCCUAUAGUGGCCCUAGUGCUGGGUCCGCCAUUGAUGAGGGGUGCGACGGCAGCAUCGGCGGCAAGCGGGUAGGCGAGCUUGCGGCGGUGGUGAUCAACCAUGGGUGCGGUUGCGCAGAAGGCCGCCAGGAGCUGGUGGCGCACCCGGCGGGCCUGGCGGUUGUGGCGAAGGUGGCGACGUAGCUGUCCCCCAUGGGCACCGAGAGCACAGUGCACGCGCUGCACGCGGUGGCCUGACACUCUGCGACCCCUGCGGUGCUGCAGGAGAUACUGGCCGUUGGAGUGGUGGUGAGGCUGUAGUGAGGCUGCUGUACCUGGUGCAGGCUGGCGCCGCCAGCGAGCGGUCGAGAGAGAGGGCGAGGAAGAUGUUCAAGUUGCACGCUAGGGUGUAGAGGGGCUCGCCAUGCUUUGCGUCGCACCUGGCGUCGUCCUAUGCUGAUCCAUAUCGCAUGACGUGGCUGAGCUGGUUCAGGUGGCCCUGCGCCGGGAACGGCACUGUCACGACAGCCACACCAGAGUCGAAUUCCAUGGCCGGGCUGCGGUUUCACUUGGGGAACAGAGGAUAAUAGCCGAGACAUGGUGAGGUCAGGGAGCGUGCUCGUUUAGCAAUCCUUUAAUGAUUCUUUAUUCGAAAGAUAAAUCUUUACCAAACACUUCGUAGUUAUGACAUGGCCAGCUCGACAAUCCAUUGAUAUGUGACACCCAGCUCGACACUCCAUUGAUGUGUGACGAGCGGAUUAAAGUGUAUGUACAUAUGUGCGGAUUUGUUUGUACCUGUAGAUGUUAUACUAGUCUUUAUAUAUGUUCUCUUUGUAGAUAUUUCCUGGAUGCAAUCAUUGUGAACAAUGAAUUUUGAUUUGACCUCAAAGAUGAAUGAUCAAAGCCAACCAGGCCGAUCCAACUUUGGUCCGCGGUUGAAGUUGGUAGAUCAAUUGCCUUUGAGGAAAUCAAAAGGUAGGUUUAGAUCCAAGCCUAUGUUGAAAAUUGAUAAGGAUUGCCAGAACUAUCAAGCAAAUUUGAAAUAUAUGAAUAUAUGCAAGCGCAAGCGCAAUGCGCAUGAUCAACGAGCAAACGUUGCGAAACAACUAACCAAAAAAAAUCCUCCCAAAGAUAGAGAAGUUGGGCCAUGGAAUGCUUUGGUACCAAAGAAUUGCGAAUCAAAGCAUUCAAGGCAACUGACUACCUUAAGCCUAGAGAAUAGCUUGAAUCUUUCUCGAAUGGAUUUCAAGUGCUCCAAGACCUCUAGAGAUCAAAAUAUAGCUUCGAAAAAAAUGAAGAUGGCGGCCCUUCCGAAGUCAAAGAAUGACUCAAACGCCACAUCGGGGUGUUUGGAGCAAUCUCACCAUAUGGAUAGUUCAUUUCCAACUCAGUUGAAGGUGAUAGCAGGUUUAGUUCACAAUGCAAACAAUGUUGAGACAUCAAAUCUAAACAAUAGUGCCUUGGUUUCACGGUCCGAGGGUCGAUCAAAUCCUUAUCAAGGAGAAUACAUCAAAGUUGGGAUGGAUGGCACAAAAAAAUUGAAUCAUGUAAAGAAGAGAAGAGUUUCAAGAAAAUCAAACACCCCAAUGGCAAGUAGGUUUUUUGUUGUUGACAGCAAUGGCUCAAACAAGGAGAAGGGAAGUCAACAUGAAGUUAUGACCAAAGAAAAGGGAAUGAUAGGCCGUACAAGUGAAGCCACUAGCAAUGGUCAUAAGCAGACAGGCACAACAAAGAAAAAUGAAGUUCCGAAUUCAAGCUCAUUGUUGGUUGGCAAGAAACGCGUGCAAGGCUUCGGGGAUAAUUUCGGAGAUAAUGUUAAGAAUCAUUCUAGACUCCAAAGCAAUAAUGCAUCAUUCAUGGAAGGUCGCAAUUAUGCAAUAGUUUCUUCCAAACAUAUGCUUCCGAAUGAGUUUACAAAAACAAACUUGAAGUUGCCUAAUAGGAACAAACUUGUUGGAGGCAAUGGGAAGACUAAUGACAACAAGUGUAGGAGGAAACAACCAUUGUUAGAAGAAAUGCUUGAUGCACAUGGUGGUAUUGGUAGUGAUGGAGCCGUACAACAUGAUCUAACUUGUAGGUCAAUGAAGAGGUGGAGAUGCAUUGAAGACAAUGAAGAUGAAGAAGAUAGUGGCGGUGAUCAAUGUGCCAUGGUUUUUGAACAUGUCGAAGGUGUCCACCUGGAGAAUUUGACUGCAGUGUCAAUUAUGAAGCAGAGAAGAUGUACAGAAACAAAUGAAGGCAAAGUUGAUAGUGGUUAUCAAAACCCAUUUGACGUUGAAAAUGAUUGUGAAGGAGUUCAGCGAUCGGGGACUUAUAAGUCGAAGAAGAAACGGAGAAAAUACAUUGAAACAAGCGAAUAUGAAGAUGAGAUGUGUGACCAGCAUCAAGUGUGUGUUGAAGGUGGUACCAAUGAGUUGACACAAGCUGAUAUUUCAAAGCAUUGUGUCCAGCAAAGCCAUUGUUGCUCAAAGCCUAUUGACAAACCUAGAUGGAGUGGAAUCUUUAAGAUAGAUGGUAAGGAAUGCAUAUCAUUGACUGGAUAUUUCUCAACCAAGUCAUGUGAGAAAGUGCGGAAAUUGUUAUUGCCGCAGGUGGUUCAAGUGACAAAGGUUCCUAGAUUGGCAGCAUGGCCCAAGAUAUGGAAGGCAUCAAAACCCACUGGUGACAGCAUUGGAUUGUAUUUCUUCCCUCAUGAAAUGAGGCAUGAUGAAGAACUAGAUCAACUAGUUAAGGAAGUCAUUAAUAAAGAUUUGGUCUUGCGAGCUGUUAUUGAUGAAGCCGAGAUGCUGAUAUUCCCAUCUGUUCUACUACCUGAACGACAUCAGACAUUGCAAACAAAACACUACCUAUGGGCGGCAUUCAAGGCAAAGGAGGAUAAAGGUGCUGUACCUGUAGAACAGGAAGAAGACAAGGAAAAACAUGUUUCAAUCCAGCUAGCUGACGUACAAUCUGAAGAGUCAGAUCAAGAAACGAUUUUGAUGAAAUGUGACAAACCGUUGGUGAACCAGCAGUUGCCUGCUAAUAUCAUUCAAGAAGUUGAAACUUGCUGCAUUCAAAGGCCAACCAACCUGCACCUUGGACGUGAAGCUCCUGAAGAAAAGAGACUGAUGAGAGAAUCAUCUUAUGGUUUCGGCACCAGUGCAGCUACUUCUGUUGCUACUGAUGCCACCACAGUUGCUAAUGCUGCUACCUUUCCCUCUGAAGCUACUUCGUUUGCUACUAAUACAUCUCCCGUUCCUGCAAAUCAUGGACCCAUCAGUCCAAGCAUGGAAGCUCUCCCGUGCAGCAGCAGUGUCUUCCAUAUUGUUGUCCGACAAACUCAGGAUCCUGAGCCAAAAGUCCAGCAAUUUAUCCAGGAUAUGGAACGUGAAGGUUUACUGGUAGCUGUUAUGCAGGGAGAGGUAAUUGGUCCCGGCUAGUGGCCAAGCAAUAUCACAACCGCCAUGCUGUAGCUGUAGGGAGUAGAGAGCACGCCAUGAUCAAGCUGCUCACUGGGGAUAGCAGAUCAGCCAAGGUCCCAUGUCAGCAUGAGCAGGCAAGGUGACUGGUGAAGCAGCUUGCAAAUGUGCUUGGCUUUCUGGGGUGGAGGUAGUCAGUCAGGUAGUGUUCUUAGAUACUAGCUUUUGUUUAGUUUAUGGUAAGGUGCAUGCUUAAAGGGCACCGCCUGUUUGUAAGGUUCAGAUGCUUGUAGCGGAGAGCGUUGUUAGUCUAGUCGAAUGUAUGUUUGGUCGUGCAAAUAAUUUCUCUAGUGAGACAUACCUGAGCACCUGUGUUCUGAAUGCUUGCCAUUUCCUUUAGAGAGAACCCGAGUUAUGUCAAA
Panicum virgatum (switchgrass) is the source of this 6207-nucleotide messenger RNA. RefSeq lists its product as uncharacterized. The record is from RefSeq and is a predicted model, not a curated record. The transcript has 4 exons. NCBI's taxonomy places the organism in Eukaryota, Viridiplantae, Streptophyta, Magnoliopsida, Poales, Poaceae. The coding region runs from base 3254 to 5806 and encodes 850 amino acids.